UGUACAAAAUCGGAACGCGAUAGGUUAAGAAACCGAUUUUUGCGGUCGAUUUAAAGAGCCUGGCCGUUAUUUGGGACACGGGGUAUUAUCACGUUUCUUGUUUUCUGAUUCGUUCUUAAGUGUUCUUAUCCACAGAUGUCUCAUCGACUGAGGAGCGAUAAUAAAAUGCUCUGAACUCUCCUCGCCCUGUUUGUUGAUGAUUCUGGCAAUUACCCGAAGAGACCUUUCGUGAGAGCCAUCUGUAUAUACAGACACAUGUCGGUUGCUUUUCUGCACCGCGUAACUUAUGAUUACUACAUUUAACGGCUGCACCAGAAGCGAAGGAGGUAAAUACAGUCGUUUCUGUGUACGAAAUUUCAGCUCCUGAAAUGUGGCGGCAACUCCAUGGCCUAUUCCAUCUGGGAUGUACCUGGCUCCAGACCGUUCUGUCUGCUGGACGCGGUUGACCAGGACAAAGACGGAAACUACAUGUGCUAUAAGUAUGCCGAAGGAGGAAAAUGUUCUAGAAUACCUUACACCUACCUCCCCCGUGUUGGGUCCGCUAACCCCAACUCUCUCGCAAGGGACCCAGGCGGCUGCUCCCCCAUGAGCAAGUCGUUGAUCGUGGACACGGACAACUGCAACUACCUGGUCCAAGCAGAAUGCUACGCCAAUGGAACGGUGAACACCUACCUGACCUACAAGGAGUCCUGGCCGAGAGCCAGCAGGGAUGCGUACAUCAAAGCAGCGGCGAGGAACCACCAGAUCUCUUACAUCGCGAACUACACGAUCGACUGCGAAAACGGGAGAGCGUAA
Molecule: messenger RNA, 795 nt
Organism: Ixodes scapularis (black-legged tick)
Lineage: Eukaryota; Metazoa; Arthropoda; Arachnida; Ixodida; Ixodidae
Exons: 4
Coding region: 385-795 (136 amino acids)
Source: RefSeq, a predicted model, not a curated record